Brassica napus (rape) is the source of this 1309-nucleotide messenger RNA. Its product is annotated as calcium-binding protein CML39. The record is from RefSeq and is a predicted model, not a curated record. NCBI's taxonomy places the organism in Eukaryota, Viridiplantae, Streptophyta, Magnoliopsida, Brassicales, Brassicaceae. Gene Ontology annotation, molecular function: enzyme regulator activity; calcium ion binding. The coding region runs from base 687 to 1196 and encodes 169 amino acids. The transcript has a single exon.
UUGAUAAAGAAAAGCAGUGAUUAAUAGAUGAAGGGAAUAGCUGAGGUACCAUUAUUCUAAAAUUCCUAUUUGUUUUUCUAUAACACAUUAUUCUAGAUCCAACAAACUUCGUUCUUGGGUAUAAAAAUUCCAAAGAAGUUGAUUUCACAAAGAUGCAUUCGACUAAUUCAUUAUAAUCUCCAACUGUGUGUUUUAAAGAGAAAUGCCAUAGAGAUAUCAAUCAAAAACCAACACUACACUGAGAAAUGAGAAACCAGACAAGUUAAAACAUUAGGCAGCUUCAUAGUCCUCAUUGAUUGAUUAGUGAGAAACAAUCACAUGCAUAUUCACUGAUUAAAAACAUGUGAUAAUUACCCUUUCUUAAAUCCUAGUUCCUAAACUAAGCAAAAAGAACAAGAGAAAACGUGUUUUAAACAUGGGGAUGAGACCUGUAACUAAUAUACUAAUCUUUGCUACAGAUCUAAAGACUACUAAUACGUUUUCUUCUAGAUCUAAAGACUAAUAUAUUAUUUGUUUUCUUCUAGAUCCAAGAAUCUUCCACGUUUGAUACGUUUAACUUUCUAUUUUUUUAUUAGUCUCAUUAUUUUCUCAAAACUUAAACAUUGUAUAUAAAUAGAGAUACCAUUUAGACCAUCUUCUCAUCAAACUGUUAAAUAGAUAACAAAAGAAGAAGAGAACUUGUCAUCAUGAAGAACACUCAACGUCAGUUAUCUUCAUCUUUCAUGAAACUCUGCGAGAGACUCUCCUCAGACAUCAACGGUGAAAACAAGAACAAAGACUUGGCGGCUGUUUUUGCAUACAUGGAUGCAAACCGAGACGGUAGAAUCUCAGCGGAGGAGCUUAAGAAGAGUUUCAAGACACUGGGAGAGCAGCUCUCUGAUGAAGAAGCCGAAACCGCGGUUAAACUGUCUGAUAUAGACGGAGAUGGGAUGCUUGAUUUUGAGGAGUUUGCUCAGUUACUCAAAGGGGGUGAUGAGUUUACAGAGGAAGAGAAGAAGAGCAAGAUAAUGGAAGCGUUCAGAAUGUACAUUGCUGAGGGAGAAGAUUGCAUUACUCCAAGAAGCUUGAAGAUGAUGCUGAUGAAGCUUGGUGAGUCUAGAACUACUGAUGAUUGUGUAGUCAUGAUCAAAGCUUUUGAUCUUAAUGCUGAUGGAGUUUUGAGCUUUGAUGAGUUUGCUCUUAUGGUGAUGCGUUAAGGCAUCAUCAGCCCAUCCAAUGUUGUUUGUGGCUUUGUUUGUUUCUUUGAUUGAUUGCUGAAAGCAGUUGGCUGUAAAUAUAUGUAUGGCUUUCCAAGUAAUAAACUCCAUUC